AUGCUUUCGGAUGUGACAUUGCACAAACUUGUCAUUGAACCCAAAAAGCCUCCGACGGUUGAGUAUGCUGAGGGCUCAUCGAUGACAGACACUCUAAAAAUGAAAGACCAAGAGAUCGAUCCGAUGGAGAGACGAUCAGUCGCUACUGAAACGGAAGCCGAAGAAACUAAGGCUAGUGCCGAAGGAGUUACGAUCAGCGAGGAGACUAUCGCAUUAAUGGAGUCAUUGAUUCAUGACUCGUCUACAUCUCGAAUCUAUGAUCGUUUGUUACCGUUUCAUACCACCAGUCUCGUACAACUGCAACCAAUUCGUACAUACCCGGUUCCACUUCUUCUGUCUGAGACACUACCGGUUGUCUCUAUUUCGUGUGGUUCAGCUGGCCGUACUGCUAUACUUGUAGGCGAAUCAGAACAUGAGACUUGGUGCAGCCACGAAGGGAAGGUGAUAAUCACUCAAAGAAGCAAGGCUACAACCAUUCCAUUAGCAGUAUGCCCAUCAAGCUCUUCUUGGUCUCCACAUGGAGUUCUUGCCGUCGGAGAUGUCGCUGGCGAUGUCCACGCGGUGAUUGGCGAGGCGAUUGUUGGCGUUGCAAAGGUGCACACACAAGCCGUAUCGUUUAUGGAGUGGAUAUCGCCUUCACAAAUUCUUUCCUGUGGAGUGGAUGGUAACAUCACAUUGCUGCAGCUCAAAGGAACGUCAUUUGAUAUUAUCAAGACAGUGAAGUUGACCGUAAGCGACCUGCCACGUAUCAUACGAAAGUCUUCGUCGUCCGUCAAAGCAAUAUCUGUCGUUUCAAUGAGCAGGUUUGGCUCUGAAGUAUGUGUUGCAACAGAGACGGGCGGAAUAUGGAUCUUUUCGCUACCAGAUCUCCAUUCAAAGACCGUCCCAAGUGAACCUCAAGCAAUUCGUACGGUAGUCUACUCACCACCGUUGAUUGCACUAUCAGGAGAAGGAGAAUCGUCAACUCUUAUGGAUAGCGAUGGAACUUUCAUGGAGUCGCUUUCUAUAGAUUCUGAUCAAAUAUGCAAAAUAGACGAGUUUUUGCUAUUUUCUGAUGGAUCUAGGGUCCUUGUGUACGAUUUGAGUACUAGCAAUGUCGUGCUCGACGAAAAAAGAAUUAUGCAAAGUUUUUGCACUACACCGCAGGGAGAUCUUGUAGUGCUUACUGAAAACGAGCUUGUUACCUUGAGGAUUGUAAAAGGUUACUCUUGA
Molecule: messenger RNA, 1212 nt
Organism: Cylicocyclus nassatus
Lineage: Eukaryota; Metazoa; Nematoda; Chromadorea; Rhabditida; Strongylidae
Source: the annotation of a GenBank genome assembly